GGGACAGCUGGGGGCAGAGAGAGAGAGAAAGAGAGAUAGAGAGAGAGACAAGCAGGGAAAGAGGAGAGAGAGGGGAACAGGGGGCUGUAGUCCAAAUAACACAUCCCACCCCUCCCUGUCUCGGUCCGCUUUCUGCGGGGCAGGUUAAUCUGCAGCAGCAGUCUGUGAUACUGACGGCUGGAGGGGAGAGUUACAGAGCUACCUACCCGAACAAGCGCGGAGGGACCACGGCAGAGGAUCCAGAGAGUGGACGGCUGACUCGUCUUCUUGGUUCUUGUCAGCUUCUCCGUGCGUGUGUGUGUGAGAGAGUGAGUGUGUGUGUGUAUGAGUGAGUGAGAGAAAAAGAGUGUGUUUGUUGCUCACGAUGGGAAACGCUGCGGCCGCCAAAAAGGGCAACGAGCUGGAGAGCGUAAAAGAGUUUUUAGCCAAAGCCAAAGAAGAUUUCCUCAGAAAAUGGGAAUGUCCACCACAGAGCACCACUACUCUAGAUGACUUUGAGAGACUGAAGACUCUCGGCACAGGCUCUUUCGGCAGGGUCAUGUUGGUAAAACACAAAGGAACAGAGCAGUUCUUCGCCAUGAAAGUCCUGGAUAAACAAAAGGUGGUAAAAUUGAAGCAAAUAGAACACACACUAAACGAGAAGAGAAUACUACAGGCAGUAUCGUUCCCCUUCCUCGUCAGACUGGAAUAUUCCUUCAAGGAUAAUUCCAAUUUGUAUAUGGUGAUGGAGUAUGUACCGGGUGGUGAGAUGUUUUCACAUCUAAGAAGAAUCGGCAGGUUCAGUGAACCACAUGCGCGGUUUUACGCAGCACAGAUAGUCCUGACCUUUGAGUACCUCCACUCGCUAGACCUCAUCUACAGAGACUUGAAGCCUGAGAACCUGCUGAUCGAUCAGCACGGAUACAUCCAGGUCACUGACUUUGGGUUUGCAAAAAGAGUGAAGGGCAGAACCUGGACGUUGUGUGGAACCCCAGAGUACCUGGCACCAGAAAUCAUUCUUAGCAAGGGGUACAACAAAGCUGUGGACUGGUGGGCACUGGGGGUGCUCAUAUAUGAAAUGGCUGCUGGGUAUCCUCCAUUCUUCGCAGACCAGCCCAUUCAGAUCUAUGAGAAGAUUGUGUCUGGAAAGGUACGAUUUCCAUCCCACUUUAGUUCCGAUUUGAAAGACCUGCUGAGGAAUUUGCUUCAAGUCGAUCUGACGAAGCGGUACGGCAACCUCAAGAACGGCGUCAAUGACAUUAAAAACCACAAAUGGUUUGCAACAACAGACUGGAUUGCCAUCUACGAGAGGAAGGUGGAAGCUCCAUUCAUACCAAAGUGCAGAGGCCCCGGAGAUACGAGCAACUUCGACGACUACGAGGAGGAGGACAUCCGCGUAUCUGUUACAGAAAAAUGCGCGAAAGAAUUCACGGAGUUUUAGUAGUGUGGACAUAUCAGAGCUAUACGUAUACGUAUAUAUACGUAUAUAUAUAUAUAUAUAAUACGAGUGUGGGACUGUGUGCGUGUGGAUGCGUGUGUGGGUGUGAGUGUGUGGGUGUGGGUGUGGGUGUGUAUAUAUCACACAACAGACAAAAUAAGGAGGGGAUCUUUGCACUCUGAAGACACAGAGACGGAGCAGAGACCACAUCACCAAACAAAGUUCCUGCAUAGUUCCUUCAUUCCAUCUGCUCAACCGGGCCCUCGUGCUUCGACAGCGCUUUUCUCGUUACGCCACGCAACACUCGUCCUGCAUUUUACUCGUUUUCUCUUCUGUUGUUUUACUUUGACAACGUUGGGCAUUUGUUGUCUCGGAUGUCAUUUCCCGUGUUUUUGUUAAGGUCAAAAAAAAAAAAAAAGGGAAAGUUUUUGGACUGUGUUUUUAAGCAUAGAAUUUAAGCAAGAAAUUCAAAGGCCAACUUAACUAUGUAACGUGUCAACGUAGUAGGGCUGGUCAGCCGUGACGCUGGCAGUGUCACAUGGCUGCGAUUUGGAUGGAUAGAUGUUGCCUCUAGCACUCAACAGUUCUGUCUGUUACAUGUGUUUUUAUUGUUUUGUCGUGUUGUUGUUUUUGUUCCUGUUCCUUUUGAGUUCUGACCUGUUCUCUUACCUCAGUCUAGACCUCUGACCACUGUUUUGCCAGCUUCUGGAGGUACUGCUCGUUUUCUAUUCUAUUUGUUCCUUUUAUGCUGUCAGGUUUUAAAGAGGUUUACUUCAGACAGUGGGAGAUUUUCAGAUCUGACCAAAACUAUAGAGCUGUGGGUGGCAGUGGGAGGUGGAAAAGUUAUGUAGGCCUGUCAUGAUAACACACAAAUCAAACAUAUAUUAUAUAAUUAUGACUACCUUCUUGGUUUUUUACAGCUCCCAUGAUCAUAUAGGACACUUUAUACACCUCUUUUUAACCUGUUCUUCAAUACGCAGGACCCUACAGUAGAGAAAAACACCACAGAUCAGCUAUUACUAUUAUUAAUUGUGUAUUGUGCAUUGAUUUUUCUCAGCACUGCAGUGAUUAGCACUGAUUAGCAUGGUGAAGGUGGUGUAUGAGGUGUUAGUAGUGUGUGUUGUGCUGAUGGUACAGUGAGUGGAUCAGGUACAGCAGCAGUGCUGCUUGAGUUUUUAAACAUUCUGUUCACACACUUGCCUACAGCUGCUCCACCUUCUAGAUAAAGUAAAGUCAGAGACAGAAGCUCUGAAGCUGUUGCUACACAGUUUACAGUGUUGGUUUUUAUCUAGUGGUUCAUCAGUGUUCACAAGAAGAUGACUGCAUUGAGAUGUUUAAAAACUCCAGCAGCACUGCUGCAUCUGAUUUACUCACUGUACCAACACAACACGCACUACUAAUGCCUCAUACACUACCACCACCAUGCUAAUCAGCGCUAAUCACUGCAGUGCUGAGAAUAAUAAUGACCCACCACCCAAAUAAUAAUAAUAAUAAUACUAAUAAUAAUAGCUGCUCUGUGGUGGUUUUCUUUUGUGUGGGUUCUGAGUAUUAAAUAACAGAAAUACAGUCUGUAAUUAUUAUAGAACUACAAAGUGUCCUGUUUGAUUAGUGGAGCUGAUAAGAUGGAUAAUAGGUGUAGAAACAAGUUGUGGUCAUAAUGGUAUGCUUAAUUGUUCUAUAUUGUUGAAAGUAAUUGAGCUAAACUAUAUUGUUGGAAUUUUCAGACUACCAUAUGCCACUGAUAUAUGGAUAUUAUAUCAUAACAUUGCAAUAGAACUAUUUAUUAAUAAUUCUUAAUAGAUUUGGAGAUCUUCCAGAUUUUAAGUUAAAAGUUAAAGCUGGCUCAAUUUCUGUUUGUGUUCAUUCUUCAACAAACACAGCAAACACACAAGUAAAGGUAAUGGACCAUAUUACAGUAUGCAAUAUGUUUUGAGGUAAUUUCCAUGUAAUAAUACAUUGAUAAGUCAGUAAUUGUGAUUAUCGUGGCAGGUCUACUUCCAUGUUUGCCUUAGAAAGCCAAACACUACUGAGCCAACAUAAUUAGAGAUACCCUGUUAUAUUGGAGUCAUAUAAGUAUUGUACUAAUUCGUUUUACUUUAAAAGAAGGAGACUGUUUAAGUUAAUGCACAGAAAGACUGUUUACACCUGGUCAUUUCAUAGAAUUUAAAUAUUAGAAUUAUAUCUGGACACAAGCAAACUAUAAACAGAUACAAAUCGUAUAACUCAAACCACUUCAGAAACACUUCCAACACUUCUAUCUCAGAAAAUUAGAAUAUUAUACAAGACCAGUUGAUCUUAUUGGGCAGUGUGCCAAGUCCUGCUGGAAAAUAAAAUCUGCACCUCCAUAAAAGCAUCAGCAGAGGGGAAACCAUGCAGUGCUGUAAGAUUUGGAUUUCGUUUUCCAGCAGGACUUUGCACACUGCCAAAAGUACCAGUUGGUCUUAUAUAAUAUUCCAAUUUUCUGAGAUACUGAAUUUUGGGUUUUCUUUGGCUGUAAGACAUUCUCAUCAACAAAACAAGAAAUAAAUGAUUAAAAUAGAUCACUCUGUGUGUAAUACGUCUAUAUAAUAUAUGAGUUUCACAUUUCAAACUUAGUUAUUUAAAAUAAUGUAAUAAAUGCACUUGUAGGUGUUGGAUACUCGCCACAUGAUGUGACCAGGUGUAAACAGGGUUUAAGAUGAAUACAUGAUAUCUAAAUAUCUGAUUGGAUUACUACAGCAUUACUAGGAAUAUAUUUAUUUAAAGUUUUAAAUUAAUAAUUUUACUGACUUUUUUUGUGCAAUACCAUAAAAGAACCACUUUUGCUUCCUGAUGAAUCAAAGAACCAUUUUUGGUGGAUAAAAACAGAUCUCAGAAUGGUUCUUUAUACUAGCAUUUUAAUGGUAUUACACAAAAAAAACAAUGUUUAAUCACUUUUAAAGAUCUGAUUAUUUGGAGAAAAAAAAUGCUAAACAAGUUUAAAACCUACAAAUCACUGUCCAAAAAACAAAAUCUUAUAUACUAUUUUUUUUGCAUUGUUUGGAACCGGCAGCUUUUUCUUGUAUACCUUUACAUUGUGUGAACCCUCCAUGAUAAACGGACCAAUAGAAUUGCGCCAAAUGGGUUAGAAUGAAAUGCUGUUACACUGACUUUCAUUAAAAGCUAAGAAAUGUUUUGGCAUCUCUUUAUAAUAAGUGUUACACAUUACACAUGUAGUUACACAUUAACAGUUAUGGAAUAUCAUACUAUGUAACCACACACUCUGUACCACAAAACGGUACAGAAUUAUUAUAUUUGUACCGGUUAUGUAACUGGAUGUGUGUUUAUAGUCAUUUUUUUACAAUUUGUGUUUUAAUAGGGCAAGUGAAAUUACAUGUCAUAAUUUGUGUAAAUUAUCACAUGUGAUAAUGUGUUUGGAAUAUGUGAAUAUAUUUAUAUUUCUCCAGGUAUUGUCUGGUAAUUAGUAAUUUAAUUACUAUUUAUGUGUAACUCGUUUUACAUUUAUGGCCUUUAGCGGAUUCUUUUAUCCGGAGUGAAGUUGGAGGUGGACCAAUGUAGUGUUAGGAGUCUUGCCCAAGGACUUAUUGGUGUAGCACAGCAUAGUCACCCAGACCUGGAAUUGAACCCCAGUCUCCUACAUGGUAGCUCAGUGGCAGGUGGUGGUGUUAUCCACUGCACCACAUCAAAUACACCAGUUUUCCAACAUUUCCAAUAUCAUUAAUUAGAUUAAUUUAAGGACAGUAGGACAAAAUAUUAAUCUAUGUCUAACUGGCACUGAUAUACAUGUAAUUACAUAACCUGUACAACUGCAAUUAAUCUUUUAUCAUUAUUAUUACAUGGUUGUUAAUGUGUAACCACACAGGUAUUAGAGACACUUAUUACAAAGUAGGACUAAAGUUUUUCCUUCUUCUGUUAAGUCGAUGUUUUGGAGAUGUGCUUUGUUUCUUGGAUAGUGAUUAUUGAUUUACACUGACAUGCCAAGUGUAAUGGAAUGGUAAAUAAUAUUCCCAUGACUUUUGACCUGUCCAAAACUACUCCGAACUGUGGGAUAUGUGUGUGGGGUCUUCUGAAUCGAAUGUGAAUGUGAUUUCUGCUGGAGUCAAUUUAAGUCUGUUUGAAUGGACAUUUUUUUUUAUUUAUUAAUUUGUGGGCAUUUUCAAAGCAUUAUUUUACAUAAUGCUAUCCCCUGACUUUUGGCAUGUCAGUGUAAAACCUGUGGUUUUGUGUUUUUUUAGAGUUCGUCCAAAACCUAAACUCUAAAACUGUUCAAUUUAAUUGCCCCCCACCACUGCACCCCAGUGUGCCCCUGAUUCUGCUGCUGAACCUCAGUCCUCAUUUCUUUCUGCUGACAGAAUGUAGAGCUGCAGCUCGUAGGGAUUCGUAUGGUUUGCGAAGCCUGAUUUUCUGAGGUACAUUCUCACAGACACACUUAACGUUCUGAAGAAAGGAUUAUAAAAACCUGACUGGGGCCUCAGUCGGCCUCGGCUCCUCUGUAUCACAUAAUUCAGUUCUUCUUGUUCUGCUCAUAAUGCGUACAUGCAUUUGUUUCUUAUCUCUGUUUUUAUUUAUACACAUUAGAGAUGCUAAUAAAUUUUAUUUUUAAAAUUG
Messenger RNA from Astyanax mexicanus (Mexican tetra), 6004 nucleotides. RefSeq names its product protein kinase, cAMP-dependent, catalytic, beta b (gene prkacbb). The transcript is spliced from 10 exons. The coding region runs from base 365 to 1420 and encodes 351 amino acids. Gene Ontology annotation, cellular component: nucleus; cAMP-dependent protein kinase complex. The record is from RefSeq and is a predicted model, not a curated record. Gene Ontology annotation, molecular function: cAMP-dependent protein kinase activity; ATP binding. Lineage: Eukaryota; Metazoa; Chordata; Actinopteri; Characiformes; Acestrorhamphidae. Gene Ontology annotation, biological process: peptidyl-serine phosphorylation.